Brachypodium distachyon (stiff brome) is the source of this 1424-nucleotide messenger RNA. Its product is annotated as THO complex subunit 7B. NCBI's taxonomy places the organism in Eukaryota, Viridiplantae, Streptophyta, Magnoliopsida, Poales, Poaceae. Bases 395 to 1123 code for a protein of 242 amino acids. The record is from RefSeq and is a predicted model, not a curated record. Gene Ontology annotation, cellular component: THO complex part of transcription export complex. The transcript is spliced from 3 exons. Gene Ontology annotation, biological process: mRNA processing; mRNA export from nucleus.
CCGUCCGGCAGCCAUUGCUCGCAGUCGCCGCAGCCUCGCACGCGAUUCGGACGCCAUCCUCUUGAUUCCGCGCCGGCGCUGGCCUUCCUCCCGGCGCCACCGCCGCUACCUGCCUCCCUCCAUCCCCGCGCCGAUUCCUUCUUCUCCCGUUCCCCGCUGCCCCGCAGAUCCUGUGCGCCGCCGCCGUGCUCGUGCGGAGCUGCCGCGGCUCGCCCGCCUGCCUGCUCCACCGCUCCGGCCCCAUACUCUCCACGGAAUUCCGGCGUCCGCAGAAAAGAGUGAGAGCCUCUCCCUGCUCACUCUUUGAUACGGAGUAGUUUAGUCUUCUAGUCCUACUACCUUCUGUACUCGCGCACUGUGCUGAUUUCAGUUGUUCGAUCCCUCAAAUUGUGAAAUGCUUACCAAAGGGAGGAAAGUUGCUGGAAGGGCCCAAGACAUCUCUGCACAUUAUGCAUUUGGCCCACACGAGGAUGAUGCGAUUAUUAAGCACCGCCUUCUGACUAGGAUCACAACUACUAGGGGUGAACCACCCCUAAAGAAGCUUCAGAAGAAGUUCAUAUCCUUCACCACUGAGAUCGAGAAAGAUGCAGACAAUUCGAGCGACUGUGAGAAGCUGUACAAGGCCUUUCUACAGGAGAUUAACACCUUUGAGCUGCCUCUUCUGAAAAGCAAGGCUGUGGUUGAUGCAAAUAUUAGGGAGAAGGAGAGCUUUGAUGGGCUUCAGGUGGAGAUACAGCGACAGAUCUUGCAAGCUCAGACUGAUAUUGAGGAUCUCAAAAAGCAACUUGAACAAAGCAAGAUUGAGAGGCAGCAUAAAGAGGAGUGUGAAGCGAUCAGGAAACUGAUUUGCUUGCAGCCUCCACGGUCAGAAACUGAGAAACUUAUUGCUGAUCUUGAGAAGGAGAUUGCUAAUUUGGGGGCUGAAACAGCAGCAUGUACAAGGACUUUGGAGCUUAGGAAGAAGCAGUUUGCUCUUCUUCUGCAUGUGGUUGAGGAACUGCAAAUGUCGAUAGAAGAUGAGCAAAGGAGCAUAGCAGAUGAGCUGAGAGUGGCCAACGAAGAGCCUAAGAUGAGCAUAGAGGAAGGCAGCGGCGGUGCUUCAGAUGCUAUGGCUGUAGACUGAUAAACGAUCCUAGCACUGGCGAGUUGCAUAUGGCGCCCUGCACACUCAGACAUGCUUCAUAAUCUAGGCACCGUAGUUUCUUCUUUGUAGGAGACCACCUGUGUCAUUGCUGUCGUUUCCUACAACUCUGAGCUGUAAUCGACAGCGGAACUCUUUCCUUUCUUGUCUGUAAAGGAAAGGCAGAAUUCAUUGUGAUGUAACAUCUCCAGGUUUUAAUUUGUAGCUGGUGAUCUACUGAAACAGCGGAGUUGACGUUGUGCUGCUUUUGUCUGAACAGUGAAUGCAUUUUUGUUGUCUGAAA